Molecule: messenger RNA, 8486 nt
Organism: Conger conger (European conger)
Lineage: Eukaryota; Metazoa; Chordata; Actinopteri; Anguilliformes; Congridae
Product: peroxidasin
Exons: 23
Coding region: 91-4524 (1477 amino acids)
Biological process (GO): response to oxidative stress
Molecular function (GO): peroxidase activity; protein binding; heme binding
Source: RefSeq, a predicted model, not a curated record
UGAAUUCCAAAGUUUUAGAACAUCAGAUGCUAGUCGGUGGGCGCUAGGAGUUGCUGGCGGUGUGUUCUCAGCACGGUUGACUAGCUUGCAAUGGCGCUACGGACCGGCCGAACCCUUUCCUCUUUUUUACUUACAGUUGGCGUUUUUCUGAUCGCCAGUGGCCCUCAGCCCGUGCUUUCGUGCCCGAGCCGCUGUUUGUGCUUUCGUACGACCGUCAGAUGUAUGCAUUUAAUGCUGGAGACUGUACCUGCCGUUUCUCCUCAAACGACCAUCCUAGAUCUGCGGUUCAACAAAAUAAAGGAUCUCCCACCUGGCUCCUUCAGAAGACUAAAAAAUCUGAACACGCUGCUACUGAACAAUAAUCAAAUAAGAAGAAUCCCAAGAAGUGCCUUUGAAGAUCUAGAAAACCUCAAAUAUCUCUAUUUGUACAAGAAUGAAAUCCAAUCAAUUGACAGACAAGCAUUUAAGGGACUUGUGUCUCUAGAGCAACUGUACCUGCAUUUCAACAAUAUCGAGAGCUUAGAGCCAGAAUCUUUCACUCACCUCCCGAGGCUGGAAAGACUGUUUUUGCACAACAACAGAAUAACACAUCUAGUGCUUGGUACCUUCUCCCAUCUGCAGUCUAUGAAACGGCUACGGUUGGACUCCAACACGCUGAACUGCGACUGUGAGCUGCUGUGGCUGGCGGACCUGCUGAAGCAGUACGCCGAGUCAGGGAACGCCCAGGCAGCCGCCACCUGCGAGUACCCCGCCCGCCUGCAGGGCCGGUCCGUGGCCACGCUAACCGCCGAGGAGCUCAACUGCGAGGUCCCCAGGAUCACCUCCGAGCCCCAGGAUGUGGACGUCACCUCAGGGAACACCGUUUACUUCACAUGCAGGGCCGAGGGAAACCCCAAGCCUCAGAUCAUCUGGCUGAGGAACAACAAUGCUCUGAACAUGCGUGAUGACUCUCGCCUGAACUUACUUGAAGAUGGAACGUUGAUGAUCCAGGACACACGUGAGACGGACCAGGGUGUGUACCAGUGCAUGGCCAAGAACGUGGCCGGGGAGGUGAAGACCAGCGAAGUCACCCUACGAUACUUUGGGGCUCCAUCUCGGCCCAGUUUUGUUAUCCAGCCCCAGAACACCGAGGUACUAGUGGGGGAGAGCAUCACCUUGGAGUGCAGUGCCACGGGCCAGCCCCACCCCCGCGUCUCCUGGACCAAGGGGGACCGGACCCCUUUGCCCGCUGACGCCCGUAUCAACACCACUCCAUCGGGAGGGCUCUACAUCCAGAAUGUCAACCAGGCUGAUGCGGGCCAGUACACCUGCUUCGCCAGCAACAAUGUGGACACCAUCCACGCCACCGCGUACAUCAUCGUUCAAGCAAUACCUCAGUUCACGGUCACUCCUCAGGACCAGUCGGUUCUGGAGGGGCACACUGUGGACUUUCCCUGUGAAGCUAGUGGGUACCCCCAGCCUGUCAUCGCCUGGACUCGAGGGGGGAGUGCUCUUCCCUUGGACCGGCGCCAUGUGGUCCUCUCCACAGGCGCCCUGCGCAUUGCCCGCGUGGCGCCUCACGACCAGGGCCAGUACGAGUGCCAGGCUGUCAGCCCUGUGGGUACCAUCAGGACUGCUGUUCAGCUCACAAUCCAGCAGAGAGUAACGCCUGUUUUCACAAAUGCUCCAAGGGACAUGACGGUGGAGUCUGGCACGGACACGCAGAUUCCGUGCAGCGCUCAGGGAGAACCCGAGCCUGUCAUCACGUGGAACAAGGAUGGCGUUCAGGUGACAGAGAGUGGGAAGUUCCACAUCAACCCUGACGGCUUCCUGGAGGUGAGGGACACAGGGCUGGUGGACGGCGGCCGCUACGAAUGCGUCGCCCGCAACAGCAUCGGCUACUCCUCGGUCAGCAUGGUCCUGACCGUCCAGGUCCCUCAGGUGAGCAGAAACGGGGAUGUGUUUGUGGCUACGUCCCUCGAAGAGGCCAUCCGCAGUGUCGAUAGUGCCAUCGACUCCACCCGCAGGCACCUGUUUGACGGUCAACCACGCACCCCUGGAGAGCUGCUGGCCCUGUUCCGCUACCCCAGGGACCCGUACACCGUGGAGCAGGCCCGUGCAGGCGAAAUCUUCGAGCAGACCCUCCUCCUCAUCCAGAGGCAUGUCAACCAAGGCCUGAGGGUAGACACCAAUGGGACGGCUUUCCGCUACAACGACCUGGUGUCCCCCCGCUUCCUGGACAUGAUCGCCAACCUCUCGGGCUGCACGGCGCACCGCCGUUUCAACAACUGCUCCGACAUCUGCUUCCACCAGAAGUACCGCAGCCACGAUGGAACCUGCAACAACCUCCAGCACCCGAUGUGGGGCGCCUCCCUCACCGCCUUCGAGCGGCUGCUCAAGUCCGUUUACGACAACGGCUUCAACCUGCCCCGCGGGGCCACCGAGCGGCAGCACAACGGCUUCCCGCUGCCCCUCCCCCGCCUGGUCUCCACCACCAUGAUCGGCACGGAGACCAUCACCCCAGACGACCGCUACACCCACAUGCUGAUGCAGUGGGGCCAGUUCCUCGACCACGACUUGGAUGCGACGGUCGCGGCCCUCAGCCAGUCGCGCUUCUCCGACGGGCAGCUCUGCAGCGCCGUCUGCACCAACGACCCGCCUUGCUUCCCCAUCAUGUUCCCGCCGGGGGACCCGCGGCAAGCUCGGACCGGAGGGGCCAGGUGCAUGUUCUUCGUCCGCUCCAGCCCGGUGUGCGGGAGCGGCAUGACCUCGCUCCUCAUGAACUCGGUGUACCCGCGCGAGCAGAUCAACCAGCUCACCUCCUACAUCGACGCCUCCAACGUCUACGGCAGCUCGGACCACGAGUCCGAGGAGGUCCGCGACCUGGCCAGCCAGCGGGGUCUCCUCCGGCAAGGCAUUGUCCAGCGCUCGGGCAAGCCCCUCCUGCCCUUCGCCACGGGUCCGCCCACCGAGUGCAUGCGCGACGAGAACGAGAGCCCGAUCCCGUGCUUCCUGGCUGGCGACCAUCGAGCCAACGAGCAGCUGGGCCUGACCUCCAUGCACACACUCUGGUUCCGCGAGCACAACCGGGUGGCCACCGAACUCCUCCGGCUGAACCCGCACUGGGACGGGGACACCAUCUACCACGAGGCCCGCAAGAUUGUGGGCGCCCAGAUGCAGCACAUCACCUACAGCCACUGGCUGCCUAAGAUUCUGGGCGAGGCCGGCGUCAAGCUGCUGGGAGAGUACCGGGGCUACGACCCCAACGUCAACUCGGGCAUCCUCAACGCCUUCGCCACGGCGGCCUUCCGGUUCGGGCACACGCUCAUCAACCCCAUCCUGUACCGGCUGGACGAGAACUUCCAGCCCAUCCCUCAGGGCCACAUCUCGCUCCAUAAGGCCUUCUUCUCGCCCUUUCGCAUCGUCAACGAGGGCGGCAUCGACCCUCUGCUGCGAGGCCUGUUUGGCGUGGCGGGGAAGAUGCGCGUGACCUCACAGCUGCUGAACACGGAGUUGACGGAGCGGCUCUUCUCCAUGGCGCACGCCGUGGCCCUCGACCUGGCCGCCAUGAACAUCCAGAGGGGCCGCGACCACGGCAUCCCAUCGUACAAUGACUACCGUGUCUUCUGCAACCUCACUUCUGCCCACACCUUUGACGACCUGAGGAACGAGAUCAGGGACCCCAGUGUCAGGGAGAAGCUGCAGAGGCUGUACGGCACUCCCCUGAACAUUGACCUGUUCCCGGCGCUAAUGGCUGAGGAUGUGGUGCCCGGCAGCAGGUUGGGUCCCACACUCAUGUGCCUGCUGGCCACCCAGUUCAGACGUCUGCGGGACGGGGACAGGUUCUGGUACGAGAACCCCGGCGUCUUUAGCCCGGCACAGCUGACGCAGCUGAAGCAGACGUCGCUGACCAGGGUGCUCUGCGACAACGGGGACAACAUCACGCGUGUGCAGUCCGACGUUUUCCUCGUAGCUGAAUUUCCCCACGGCUACGGCAGCUGCGACGACGUUCCCAAGAUGGACCUGCGCAUGUGGCAGGACUGCUGCGAAGACUGCCGGACGAAGGGCCAGUUCAACGCCCUCUCCUUCCACUUCAGAGGACGGAGGUCGGCAGAGCACAGCUAUGCUGCGGAAAACCCUGCCAGUCGUGCCAAGAAGCGUGAAGCACGCAGCAUUGCGGAAGACCCCAGAGAGAGGCUUGCAAACGUCACUCUCGCGACAAAACCGAGCACUGAACCCUCGCUGAACGACUUCCAAGACUUUGUAGUAGAUAUGCAGAAGACUAUCACAAGCUUACGAAAGCAGAUUAAAAGACUUGAAGCCCGUCUGAGCAAAACGGACUGCACAGACGAGGAGGGGCGAGAACGCUCCAACACGGAGAGGUGGAAGAAAGACGCCUGCACCACGUGCGAGUGCCGGGAUGCCCAGGUCACGUGCUUCGUGGAGGCCUGUCCACCGGCAGAGUGCCCAAAGCCCAUGAAGCUAAAAGGAGCUUGCUGUCCCGUCUGCCUGACCCAGCGAAUCAGCGUUGACCGCGGAGCGUAACCAGACCCCGCCCACCUCCCACUCCCAGUAUUCCACAGAGACCCCGCUGGUGUUCCGGUCUCCAGCCAAACAGUUUCCCUUUUUUUUAAUUUUUAUUCUUUCUUAUUUUUAUUCGGUUUUUUUAUUCCUUUUUGGUUUGGUGUCAUCUCCAUUUGCCUGACCCAAAGGCUUCCAGCCUGAGACUACCUGGGUUUCCUGUCUGCUAAAACCAGAACUUGUGAGAUGUCAGCUUCUAAACGGGUGUGUAUAUGACCCCCCUCAGCCCCCUCGAGGGACCCAGUGUGCGGAAGCCACAAAGUGUCCUCUGGCGCACAUCGUAUUCGCUGCACAGUUCCCCCCAAACGCUUGGUCAGAAGAGGAAGGAAUCCCACUACGAGUAUGAAAGGGAAGUAGAUCACCUUCGGCCAUGUUGUGUUACAAAGCUUUCUCAGGUUAGAGAUGACGAAAAAAAAAAAAAACUGGUGCUACUUUUCCCCCCAUUAACAAUUUAGUUACCAAAUACGACCUUAAAAGUAUUGUUUUUUGUUUUGUUUUUUACGAUAUGCAAAGCUUCAUAUAUGCAUUCAGUAUGUGCCUUUUAAUCACUUUUGAGAGAUUUUUUUAAAUUACUCUAAAGACAUUUUAUAAAUAAAAUGAAUAGAGUUACUUCAGCUUUUACUAAACUUUCAUGGUGCUUUUUAUCAUAUUAUGAAUAUAUAUUUCCCCUUUGUAUUACCUGCUUACAUAUGAAGAUAAUGUGAAGACUUUAAAAAAAUCACUUUUGUAAUGCAAAAAAAAGAAAAGAAAUGUCUACUGAUUACCUAAUGUGUAUUCUCCAAUGGCAACUGUUGGUUAACUAACACCUGGUAUUGUGAUUUUGGUUUUAUUUUAAUUUUCUUGCUCUUUUUAUGUAUCUGUCACUUAAGCAGUAUACAAAUUUUGGGGGUGGGGGGGGCAUUGGGACAUCUCCAAUUUUGUUUGAUCCGACUCGAAAACUGACCAAGUAUGGCGAGGUGAAGCUGCCCCCCCCCCCCCACCCCACCUGUUUGAUUUUUUCCCCUCCAUUUUCAUUUGGAAUGCAGUUCUUUACCAAAGUUGUGUUAGUUUCAGUCUCUCCCCUUUGGCUCAAGGCUUUUGCUCACUCACAUGCCAAAGUUUGAGUUUUCAGCUGUACACCGACAGCCGUUCCGGUGGUCUGAGGGCUUUGAGCGGCUCCUCUCCUGAUCCGGCACGGGACUUUUUUUUCAUCUCCAUUGAAGGAUUUUUGGCCAUACCUCAGCAACAAGACUGCCUCGGGACAUCACAGAUGGGAGAGUGAGGGCUCACAAAAUGCAAGAUGGGUGCAGCCAACACGCGUCAUCAAUUUCCUGACUGAAUUGUUUUUGUUUUUAGUUUUUUAGUUUUUUCUUCAUGCCUGUCCCUUUACUCCAGUGUCCUCCAUCGGUUUGAGGGCACAGCGAGUUACCACUAGUAAACUGCAGGGGACUGGCACAGGCAGAUUGUAGCCGCCCAAUUGGCCAUUGGUGUCAGAAGGACACCUUGUCGAUUGGAACCUUCACACAAUGGGCAGUGCUGCAGCCAAUCACAAGUCACCCUGCCAGGACCCCUGGCCUCAGCUAACUGAUGUGUUUGAGUUGCUUGCGAUUCGGGCCUCUUUAAAGGUGCUGUAAUCUGCCAUGAUUGGCUCAGAUUUCCGAGUCGAUGAAUUGCUCCACCCAUUCAGGCUGGUGAAGUCUUGCUCUCCCAUUGCUACUGAGAAUGUCUCUGCCUCCAGAGCUUUUGGGUUAUAGUACACUAGAGUCAAGUAAGAACGAUGUAUGAAAUUGCCGUUUUUUUAAGUGUAAUAAAAAUAACCAGCACCGUAAACAACUGUCAGAGGCAUAUGAAACUCUUCUGGAAAAAAGAUGUCACUGGUAUCUACUGGGUGUUGAUAAAAAUCAGCAGCAAGGUCGUACAGCUACAGUAUGUGAUCACAUGAUUUGUUUUCUCAGUGCUGAUUGGCAGUCUCAUCAGCAUCCUAUAUCAGUGAUGUUCUUUUUGGAAGCAUUUCACAUAGCCUCUUACGCUUGGUCGUUUACUACCGGGUCAGGUACGGUUAAAGAAAAAAAGACGAAAGAUGGCCUAUUUGCCCCACGGGGGCAGUUAUUCUUAUUAUGUUUAAAGAAAAUUGUGAUUCAAUAUAUAUCGUGCAGUCCUAGCGUCAAACCCACAGUGACUCAGCUGCAGUUUGAAGACUUCUCAUGACUCUAUCUGUGAGUCACAUCCUCAGGACGGCCAUCUCCCUGGUCUGGACAUUGCCCUACAAAGACACUGCAAUUCACCCACCCCCCGCACUCCUUGAAACUCUUAAAACAUUGUACCCUUUUCACGAGAUGUGGAUUCUGUCAACAUACAUCACUCCCAAUCCAAUACAAUCCAGUGAGUGUUUGCCCAUGUAUUUCCAGCUAAGCUUGCAUCACCGACAACCCCACUCCCAGUAGAAUUUUUUCUUUAACUCCGUCGUGAAAGCACAAAGACUGUAUUUGAGGCCUGAGCGUACUACAUUUUUUUCCUAUGCUGAACAAAUCCAUAUUCAUCACACUUUACUUCAGGGUUUGGCUCUUGUUUGCCGAGCUUGCGGCAGCAUUCAAGUGCCAGUGACGUUAUCCAAUACAAUCGAAAAAUAGUUCAACCCCCUGAACUCUCAAUUACAAGCAAAUGAAAGCCAUAUGAUGACUCUGAAAAGGCGUCUUCGCUCAUUUGCUGUUUUUUGAUUGUGAAAAACCCUCUGAAAAAGAGAAUCAAUAAAUGGUGUGCCAAAGGUCACGCUCAUUGCUGACUUUGAGGCAAAAGCAACGUAUCAGUAUUCACCCCGUCUUUUUCGUGAAACCGCCUGUUUCAUACUGAAUUAUUUUGCCCCAACACUGAACACUGAACACUGUGGUCGGGAUGAGGAGGGUGUUUUGCUGUGUGUAGAAAAUGUACUGUUGUCCGUGACAGUGCUACGCUCCUCUGCUCCGAGUCACUGUGGGAAUGCACUGCGCUGCAUGAAUCCGUAGAGCUGCAGUUUCCAUUCGGAGUGUUCGACUGCUGUUAAUUGUUGUUGAUGUUUUGUUUUUACAUUUUUGACAUUCAGCUCUACUGUUAUGACUGCUGGCUGCACUCAUUAGUGGUUAAGAGUUGUUCUUUUCUCACUGCAUUUGGCAUCACUCAAACAAGGCCAGAGGCCAGACAUUGCAGGUGUUAGGGGAGCAGUUCAGGUUCCAAGAAAAAAAAAAAAACACUUCAAAGAAUACCAUAAAGAGCAUUAAGUGAUUAAGGCGUGUUUAUUUGGCCUGACGUGGAUGCGUAAAGAUGACCCAUCAUAUUCAUCCCCCGGUUUUAUUUCCUCCAAUGUCUUCCACCUGCCUUGUGCUUUUCCAGCUUUGUUGUGUUAACUCAUGUAGCAGUUUCUGAUUUUUGAACAGAUACUUCACGUGGACUCAAUUGGACUAACAUACUUUUCCCUUUCUUAAUUGGACACAUACUUUUGCCUUUCCUGAUUCGACAGCCUGCUCGAUCUCCUUUCACCAGAGUACAUGCUGUAUAUCAAAGUAAGCGCAUACUCUACCAAAUUUGUCAGAUUUUUGUUCAGGGAGCUCUUUUUCUGUGCUCCCUGUCCCUCUCAAUUAAUCACAUAGUGGGAGAGAGGGCGACUGAGGAGGAGGGCCAUCCUUUCUUUCUGCCACGUCUUCUCCGGAUAUUUUUCCAAACCCCUUUGUGAUCUAAACCCCUUAUCUGAACUCCUGAAACCCUUUGCCGCACCGCCGAGGGAACGCACUGCUCUGCCGAACUGACCGAGCUGUACCGACACUGUUUCAGAGCAAGCGUUGGAAAGCAGAAACCUAGCUGACCUUUUGUAUUGUACGAACCGAUAACGUUUGCCAAAGAAAUGUUUGCACUGUAAUGUAUGCCUCUCAACCAAAUUAAAUAGGCCACAUUUUAAAUAAAAUAUAAGAAAACCA